AUGCUCUAUUCUACUAUUUACUUUCUCUCUAAUAAUCCCAUUAUCCAUACAUCCAUAAUACAUAUGGGACAACAAUUUCAACUAUUACCAGAAUCUCCUCCGUACAUAGCUAUUCCUCCGCAUGAACCUCACGUGAUGUACAUCGGGUGUUGUGACGCUCGAUAUAACGAAUCCUGUCUCGAUUUGUCACGUGGUGAAACGUUCAAAUUAAACACUAUAGCAAAUUCGAUCAAUGUCAAUGACCCCGCCGCAAUGAGCUCCUUGGAAUACGCCGUUCUGUAUUUAAACGUUAAAAAGAUCACCAUAGUCGGUCAUAACGAUUGUGGCGGUAUUAAAGCGUGUCUCUACAACGAUUACAAUAAUCUACCUAAAAAUUUAAAAUGUCAUCUCAAAGAAUUAAACACGCUAUGUCAAGAUUAUAAUAAAAUGAAAUUCUCAACUAUCGACCCAAUUAAACUCAUAUCAAUUCAAAAUAUCAAAUUACAAAUCGAUAAACUGAAUUCUAUAGACUUCAUUCAAUCAGCAAUCGAAAAACAAAAGUUAGUACUCUCUGGUAUGAUCUACAAUUUAGAUACAAACAUCCUGGAACAUAUUAUUUAA
Kazachstania africana CBS 2517 is the source of this 600-nucleotide messenger RNA. RefSeq names its product carbonate dehydratase NCE103 (gene NCE103). Gene Ontology annotation, biological process: cellular response to carbon dioxide; cellular response to oxidative stress. Gene Ontology annotation, cellular component: cytoplasm. The transcript has a single exon. NCBI's taxonomy places the organism in Eukaryota, Fungi, Ascomycota, Saccharomycetes, Saccharomycetales, Saccharomycetaceae. Gene Ontology annotation, molecular function: zinc ion binding; carbonate dehydratase activity. Bases 1 to 600 code for a protein of 199 amino acids. The record is from RefSeq and is a predicted model, not a curated record.